Messenger RNA from Notechis scutatus (mainland tiger snake), 1909 nucleotides. NCBI's taxonomy places the organism in Eukaryota, Metazoa, Chordata, Lepidosauria, Squamata, Elapidae. The record is from RefSeq and is a predicted model, not a curated record.
GCGGGCUGGGGGGGCCGGCGGGAGGGAGGCCGCCAUGGCAUCGCUGUUCCCGGCUACGGGCGCAAGGCGAGCGGGCGGAGGGGACGACUGCAGCUCGGGAGAAGAGGAGAGGGCGGGCGCGGCCGUGGCCGUGAUGGUGGUGGGAGGGCUGGGGGAGUCUCCAGGCCCCGGUUCCGAUUCGGAGAGCUACUCGCCCUCCUCCCCGCUGAACCUGGCCGAGCAGUUCGAGAGGGCGGUGCAGCGCGUCCCGAUGCUGGUGGCCGCGGCCGGCAAGGAGCAACUCCUCUACUUGUACGCGCGCUAUAAGCAGGUCAAAUGUGGUCGCUGUAACAUUCCCAAACCUGGAUUUUUUGAUUUUGAAGGCAAGCAGAAAUGGGAAGCUUGGAAAGCAUUGGGUGACACAAGUCUUGAGCAGGCAAUGCGAGAGUACAUUGAUGCUGUGAAAAAAUUGGACCCUACAUGGAAUGCACAGAUAUCAGAAAAGAAAGGAAAGGAAGGAAAAUCUGUAUAUGGAGGUCCAGUUGUCAGCUCAUUGUAUCAAGAAGAAACCAUCAGAUGCCUGCUUCAAGCUUUAAAGGAAGGACCAAGAAGAAAUAACUCACUAGCUCCGGAAGAAGAUAAGAACAUAUUUGACUAUUGCAGAGAAAAUAACAUUGACCAUGUAACCAAAGCCAUCCGAUCAAAAAAAGUUGAUGUGAACACAAAAGAUGACAAGGGUAGAGCUUUGCUGCAUUGGGCAUGUGAUAGAGGACAUAAAGAACUUGCUACAGUACUUCUCCAACACACUGCUGAUGUUAAUAGCCAGGAUGAUGAAGGUCAAACAGCAUUACAUUAUGCUUCUACCUGUGAAUUUUCUGAUAUUGUGGAACUGUUGCUUCAGUCUGGAGCUGACCCUACCCUUCGGGACACGGAAGGAUACUUGCCUGAGGAGGUGACAGACUGUAGAGUAAUCACCUCUAUGCUCCAGGAACACACAGCCGGCAAAGCUUAACUGCAAGGCCAAGGAAGUGAAGCCCAAAGCUUUCAGAAUGGAAGAAAAGCUGUAAUAAAUCCAUCCUUCUCCUACUACUUACUCUGCACAAAGCAUAAGGAUUGGAAUUGGUUGAACGAAAGUGCUUGGUAUUGAUACGUAUUUGGAAAGCCAAAAAGAAAGUAGUGGACUGUGAUUCACACAGCCUACUAUCUACCAUGUGAAAAAUAACCUCAGCCAUAGUUUGUGACUUGCCGUUUGCUUAAUAGUUCCCCACCCCUUUUAUUUUUUGGCAGUCUUAAAACCAAUAAAAAUGAUAUAUUGGAUUUCUACUAUUGUGUCAGAUGUAGCUGUAAGAGAAGUUCAGUUGGAUAGAUUGCACACUAUAAGCCUGAUACAGCAUGAGGCUUACUUCACUAACAGGAGUUUCAUCGUGUAUGGAAGCUGCUGAGAAAAAAAAGGAACUAUACGGAAGCUGAAGUCCUGUGUGUUCCUUCUUGAGAAUAAGCCCUAAUUAGACACACAAAUAGUGUUGAACUUGCUUUCCCAAGUGGACUUAAGGACUAGCUUCUUAUUUGCUCCAUGCAACUGGAAGGAAAGGAAGAUACAACUGCUGGAUAGGGGAAAGGAAGAUAUAAGCCAGUUUGUAGAGCUUUUUUCCCCAAAAUGUUAACAGUGUUAUUAUUUAUAUUUUUUUGAAAUCAGAAUUAGAAGUACUGUACUUCUCUAAGAUCUAAAAAUAAAGGUAGUGGGCUUUUUUUCCUUGAUCCUAAACUGGUUAGCUAAGUAGUUGCUGUGUUAUUAAACUAUGAGAACUGAUAGGCAUGUUAAUUGUGUAUAUCUCUCUGUUUCUGGUAUAAAAAUACUUUCCCGCAUGAUAUGAGAUAUAUAAAAAUGUUUCUGGAAUGUUUCUCUUUUUCCACCUGCCAUUAAACCAAA